GUCACCCUCAUCCACUCCUAACACUCAAUACUUAGCACUCAUCACUCAUCACUCAUAACCACUUACAACAAAUACAAUCUUCAAAAUGUCUGGACUUAUCAAGUACACCGUCGAGCACUACAAGAAGGCUGGCGUCUCAGACGCCGACUUCGUCAAAUGGUUCAAGGAGGUCCAAGUCGCCAACGGCCUUCCCCUGAUCAAGAAGCACGGCAUCGUCAAGUACGCCAUUCACUUCCGCGACGCCCAGCUGAGCACUGCAUUCCGAGCUGAGCUGGAAAAGGUCCGCCCUGAGUGGGAGGUCAGCGACGCCGACAUCACCAUCGAGUACUACCUGCCCGACAUCUACUUGAUCCAGAACCUCCUCGCCGACCCCGAGUGGGAGAGCAAGGCCGCCAAAGACCAGGCCAACUUCGUCGACCUGUCCAGGUCUACCAUCCACAUCGGAUACGAGACCGUCUACUUGGAGAACUAAGUUAAGGUUGAAAGGAAUCAGGCUUAGAAAUGUUAGAUAUCUAGCCACGAUGUAUAUGAGAUGUCACGACGCUGCUUUGGAUGAUGUCUAGAAAUAUAAAGAUUGAUUGCCG
Molecule: messenger RNA, 584 nt
Organism: Daldinia loculata
Lineage: Eukaryota; Fungi; Ascomycota; Sordariomycetes; Xylariales; Hypoxylaceae
Exons: 2
Coding region: 86-472 (128 amino acids)
Molecular function (GO): oxidoreductase activity
Source: RefSeq, a predicted model, not a curated record